AUGAUAGAUGAUGCAUUACUGUACUCGUCGGUCUCCGAUGAAAAAGCACAAAGCGUUCUCAAGCUGGUCCAGAGCAUGGCAAGCUCCAAGAACAUCAAGAGAGGAAUAAACGAAUCAAUCAAGUGCUUGAAUAAGGGAACCUCGCUGCUGGUUGUGAUUGCAUGCGACACAGAGCCUCCAGAGCUGUCUGCAUUUCUGCCAAUAAUAUGCAACGACAAGGAUGUUCCAUUCAUCCAUGUCCCUUCAAAAACCGCUUUGGGAGUGGCAUGUGGGAUACACAGGCCAAUAUCGGCAUGUGCAAUAUACUGCCCUAAGGGUGCACAAUCUCUACGCCUAGAAGAAAAAAUAAAAGAAGUUCUUAGGUAA
Ordospora pajunii is the source of this 366-nucleotide messenger RNA. RefSeq names its product ribosomal protein. Gene Ontology annotation, cellular component: ribonucleoprotein complex; nucleolus. The transcript has a single exon. NCBI's taxonomy places the organism in Eukaryota, Fungi, Microsporidia, Ordosporidae. Gene Ontology annotation, biological process: ribosome biogenesis. Bases 1 to 366 code for a protein of 121 amino acids. The record is from RefSeq and is a predicted model, not a curated record. Gene Ontology annotation, molecular function: RNA binding.